AAUGAAACAAUAGCUGAAGAAGGAAUACAACCGCUAAAGCAGUUUGUUAAGGCUUCAGAAGGAGUACUAGAUAAGGAUAUUAGUGCAGGUGGCGAAACUUCUGUCGCUGAUAAGAGGCUUAAAAGUAAAAAUGCUGAUAUUUCCAAUUUACAUACCGAUUCAGCAAUUAAGUCCAUUAAGGAAGAAAUGAAUACUAUAAAACAGUUUCAAAUCCACCAAGAAGCAACUUCUGAUCAGUUUUCCGAUUCAAUUGUUAAUAUGAAGUAA
Trichoplax adhaerens is the source of this 267-nucleotide messenger RNA. RefSeq lists its product as uncharacterized. NCBI's taxonomy places the organism in Eukaryota, Metazoa, Placozoa, Uniplacotomia, Trichoplacea, Trichoplacidae. The record is from RefSeq and is a predicted model, not a curated record. The transcript is spliced from 3 exons. The annotation marks the transcript as partial.